AUGGAAAGAGUGAAUAAGUCUAUUCAUUUGACAACGAAUGGACAUUAUGAAAUUGAUCUUCCAUUUAAAAAUCCUAAUGUGAUUUUGCCAAAGAACAAAAGUCAUGCAGAACAAAGAUUAGAAUAUCUCAGAAGACGAUUUUUAAAAGAACCGGAUUUCUUCAAUGAAUACAAAAAUUUUGUAAAAGUUAUGAUUGAUAAUGGUUAUGCAGAGAAGGUCAACAAUUCAGAGGAAUAUGAUGGUAAAACUUGGUAUCUUAGUCACCACGGAGUGCGCCACCCAGAAAAGAAAAGCCUUCGUGUUGUAUUUGAUUGUUCGGCUAAAUUUUCUGGACUGUGUUUGAAUGACGUUCUGUUACAGGGGCCAGAUCUUGCAAAUAAUUUGGUUGGUGUUCUGGCUCGUUUUCGAAAAAAAUCCGUUGCUAUUCAAGGAGACAUCCGAGCAAUGUUUCACCAAGUGAAAGUUUCCGAACCUCAUCGAGAUUCCUUUGGUGGCGAAAUAGCGAUGUCUCACAACCUGUGCACUGUGAAUGAUGUUUAUGAUGCUUACUACGUUGAUGAUUUUUUGGAUUCAAAACCCAAUGCUGAGGAAGCUAUAUAUCAUGUCAAGAAUGUAAGAAAUUUAGUAUCUAAAGGUGGAUUUGAAAUAACAAAAUGGGUCAGUAAUGAUCGAGCUGUUUUACUGUCAAUUCCGGAAGAGCAUCGUGCAAAAGAUGUCAAAGGAUUGGAUCUCUCAGUGGAUGAUCUGCCCGUGGAAAAGGCGCUUGGUAUGAUAUGGAAUGUAAAACAAGAUACUUUGUGCUUUCGUGUCAAACGUAAGGAUAAACCUGCUACAAAAGGAGGAUUGUUGUCAACUAUUAAUUCUAUUUUUGAUCCUCUUGGUUUCGGUCAGCCAGUUCUUCAACCUAUGAAACUGAAAGUUUUGAUCCAAGAUUUAUGUAGGAAGAAAUUUGAUUGGGACGAUCCUAUUCCACCAGAAUUGAAGAAAGAAUGGUCGAAAUGGCUUUCUGAUUUACCCAAAUUAAAGAAUUUCAAUGUGCCGAGAUGCUAUACACCAAAAUAUUUUGGUAAAAUAAUCGAUAUGCAACUUCAUCAUUUUUCAGAUGCGUCUGAAAAGUCAUAUGGUGCCGUAGCCUACAUUAGAAUUACAAAUACGUAUGGACAAGUUCAUUGUGCUAAUAUAAGUGGAAAAACCAGACUUGUCCCUUUGAAUGGUUCAACAAUACCGCGACUCGAACUCUGUGCAGCAAAAAUUUCUGCUAAAAAUGACGCAUUUCUGAAAAAAGAACUCAAACUUCCAAUUUCGGCUUCAUAUUUUUGGACCGACAGUACAACUGUUCUUCGAUACCUGGCAAAUACAGAUAAAAUAUUUGAAAGUUUUGUGGCCAAUAGAGUAAAUUUGAUAAAGGAAACUUCUGAAAUUGAACAAUGGCGUUAUGUGCCGUCACAGCUGAACCCAGCAGAUGUUGCCUCAAGGAGGCUCUCAGUUGAUGCGUUUUUGAAUUGCCAAUACUGGAAAUUUGGUCCUGAUUUUUUGUGGCAGGCUGCUGAGGAAUGGCCUUCACAGCCUGACUUUAUAAACGAUUGCUCUACGGAUAAUCUUGGGGCGAGAAAAGAAUCGAUACAAUGUUUUUCAAAUACAGCAUGUGAAAAAUCGUUUUGGAUCGACAACUGGACACAAUGGAAGAGAAUAUGUUCUUGCAGAAAUCAGGCAGAACUAUUGGAUAGUAAAGAGGACUUCAUUAGUGAGGAAAAUUAUCAACAAUUGUGUCUUGUGCAGAAGAAAGCAGCGUAA
Molecule: messenger RNA, 1794 nt
Organism: Styela clava
Lineage: Eukaryota; Metazoa; Chordata; Ascidiacea; Stolidobranchia; Styelidae
Source: RefSeq, a predicted model, not a curated record